GAUCACAUGACCGUGGAUAUGGACGCGGUCCUGUCCGACUUUGUCCGCUCCACGGGGGCCGAGCCGGGCCUGGCCCGGGACCUGCUGGAAGGAAAGAACUGGGACCUCACGGCCGCCCUGAGUGACUUUGAGCAGCUGCGGCAGGUGCAUGCUGGGAACCUGUCGUACACCUUUGGGGACGAGAGGGGGUUCAGCCCCCCGGAGAAGGAGGCGCCCAGGGUGGGGCGACCCCUCCUCCACCGGCAGGAUGACGUGGUGCAAGAGAAGCGUCUGUCACGGGGCAUCUCCCACGCCAGCUCCACCAUCGUGUCCCUGGCCCGCUCCCACGUGUCCAGCACAGGAGGGGGCAGCAGUGAGCCCCUCCUGGACACACCCCUCUGCACCUUCCAGCUGCCCGACCUCACCGUGUACCGCGACGACUUCCGCAGCUUCAUCGAGCGGGACCUCAUCGAGCAGUCCAUGAUGGUGGCCCUGGAGCAGGCCGGUCGCCUCAACUGGUGGACCAAGGUGGGAGCCAGCUGUCAGAGCCUGUUGCCCCUGGCAACAAGUGGGGACGGAAACUGCCUACUGCAUGCGGCCUCAUUGGGGAUGUGGGGUUUCCAUGACCGCGACCUGAUGCUGCGGAAGUCUCUGUACGCCCUGAUGGACCACGGCGGGGAGAGGGAGGCACUGCGCCGCAGGUGGAGGUGGCAGCAGACACAGCAGAACAAGGAGUCAGGUCUGGUCUACACGGAGGAGGAAUGGCAGAAGGAGUGGAAUGAGCUGCUGAAGCUGGCCUCCAGUGAACCCCGGAUACACUACAGCACCAACAGCAGCAGCAACUGCACCGGGAUGGAGCCCGCAGAGGAGCCGGUGUAUGAGAGCUUGGAGGAGUUCCACGUCUUCGUCCUAGCCCACGUGCUGCGCCGGCCCAUCGUAGUGGUCGCAGACACCAUGCUAAGGGACUCCGGAGGGGAGGCCUUUGCGCCCAUCCCAUUCGGGGGCAUCUAUCUGCCCCUGGAGGUGCCCGCCAUCAAGUGCCACCGCUCCCCGUUGGUGCUGGCGUACGACCAGGCCCACUUCUCUGCCCUGGUGUCCAUGGAGCAGCAGGACAAUGCCAAGGAGCAAGCUGUGAUCCCCCUGAUGGACUCGGAGCAUAAGCUUCUCCCAGUUCACUUUGCUGUGGACCCUGGGAGGGACUGGGAGUGGGGGAAUGACGACACCGACAAUGUCAAGCUGGCGAGUGUCACCCUGUCCCUGGAGGCCAAACUGCACCUGCUACACAGCUACAUGACGGUCACCUGGCUGCCCCUGCCGUGCGACACACAGGCUCCGCUGGCGCAGCCCGAGUCACCCACCGCCUCCGCCGGGGACGACGCUCGAACGCCGCCCGACUCGGGCGAGUCCGAUAAGGAGUCAGUGUGCAGCAGCUCCAACGGCACCUGCGGAGCCGGGGCGGGGCCUGGAGGAGGAGGGGGCGGGGCCGGCGGGAACGGGGCGGCGGCCAAGACGGGCGGCGGCUCGUCCAGCUCCUCCAGCUCCUCAUCCAGCUCGUCCAGCUCCAGCUCGGGGGGAGCGGGCGCGAGCGCCAAGGAGAAGGCUGGCAAGGACAAGGAGAAGGAGAAGGACAAGGACAAGAAGCGGGCCGACUCGGUGGCCAACAAGCUGGGCAGCUUCGGCAAGAGCCUGGGCAGCAAGCUGAAGAAGAACGUGGGCGGGCUGAUGGCGGGAAAGACGGCGGGCGGGGCCGGGGGCGUGGCCAAACAGGCCGGGGAGAGCCAGGAGAAGAAGAAGAAGGGCUCGCUGAAGGGCCGUAAGGGCAGCAAGGACGGCUCGCCUUGCGCACAGGGCGGCUCCGGGGAUUCUGGGAAGGGUUCGCCGUCGUCGGGCAGCGAGCGGCAGAACGGGGGCGGGGGGGACCCCUACAAGUACAGCACUGACGUGAUGCUGAGCCUGAGUAUCCUGCGGGCGGCCAUGCAGGGCGAGAGGAAGUUCAUCUUCGCCGGCCUCCUCACCACCAGCAACCGCCAGCCCUUCCAGGAGGAGAUGAUCCAGCGCUACCUGGCCGACGCCAAGGAUCGCUUCCGGGCGGAGCAGGAGCAGCGGCGUGAGGCGGAGCGCAAGGCGGGCGGCGGCCCGCCCAAUGGGACGCUGCUCAAGAAGGAGGGGGCGGAGCCCGGGUACCGCAGCUACGAGCCCAAGGAGGAGCCGGCCGAGCCGUCCCCGCCCUCCUUCGCCCACCUCAAGCCCUCUGCCUUCACCCCCACCCCUUACACCAUCCCCCGCCCCUCCCUCAUUGACCCCGCCCCGCCCCCCCCGGCCUCACACCUCCCCCCGCCCGGUUACCUGGAGACACGGCGGCAGCUGGCAGGCGGGGCCCCUUCAUACCCGGGCCUGCCCUCCUACGCCACCCUGCCACGCCACUGCCCCCUGCAGUGCCCGCAGUACCAGCUGCCCGUCUCCUUGGGGGGGCCCGCCCGAGCCGCCCACUGCCUCGCCCCCUACCCCCCCGAUCAGGACCCGCCCAGCUACCUGCCGGAGCCGGCGGGAGGGGGCUACAGUAACGGCAUGCGGGAGACGCGCUCGGGCUCGGACAGCAGGGCGGCCCCGCCCCCCGUGCGGCACUACUCGCUGGGCAGCGCGGCGGGGCUGGCGGCCCUCCAGUCCACUCGCUGCAGGACGCCUGGCUGCAACUACUACGGACACCCGGAGACGGGCGACUACUGCUCCUACUGCUACCGCGAAGAACUGAAGAGGAGGGAGGCCGAGACGGCCGUGCACCGCUUCUGAGAGAAAGAGUCCCCUCUCUCUGUUCCUCUCUCUCUCCUUCCCUCCCUCUCUCCCUCUCUCUCUC
Messenger RNA from Megalops cyprinoides (Indo-Pacific tarpon), 2833 nucleotides. RefSeq names its product OTU domain-containing protein 7B-like. The record is from RefSeq and is a predicted model, not a curated record. Gene Ontology annotation, molecular function: DNA binding; K63-linked polyubiquitin modification-dependent protein binding; zinc ion binding. Gene Ontology annotation, biological process: protein K63-linked deubiquitination; protein K48-linked deubiquitination; protein deubiquitination involved in ubiquitin-dependent protein catabolic process. Gene Ontology annotation, cellular component: cytoplasm; nucleus. NCBI's taxonomy places the organism in Eukaryota, Metazoa, Chordata, Actinopteri, Elopiformes, Megalopidae.